This is a messenger RNA of Hibiscus syriacus, 1694 nucleotides long. RefSeq lists its product as uncharacterized. Gene Ontology annotation, molecular function: S-adenosylmethionine-dependent methyltransferase activity. The record is from RefSeq and is a predicted model, not a curated record. Bases 233 to 1111 code for a protein of 292 amino acids. NCBI's taxonomy places the organism in Eukaryota, Viridiplantae, Streptophyta, Magnoliopsida, Malvales, Malvaceae. The transcript has 2 exons.
AUUAUAGAAAAAAAUCAUUUUCAUUUUCUGUGUUUCAAUCAAAAUUCUGAAACCCAGAUUUCGGUUGGACAAAUUCAUCAAAAGAUGUAAUUUAGAGUAGUUAAAGUUCAAGUCUUUACAAUGUCUAAAAUAAUGAAGCCACGUAAAAGGGUUCCAAUGAAGGUCUGGUUAACUGCUCAAAGAUCAAUGGGUCUCCUUGUGGGCGGGAAUCACACAUCAUCCAGCUUCAUUUAUGUUUCCAGGCACCAUGUUCUUCAGCAAAGUAUGGGGCUCAUUUGGAUCCCUUCAAUGUAAGGAAGAUGGGAACUUGACAACCGGCGUGGUUAGAGCGCUAAUGGGAAAGAAACUGUUGAGUUACAGUGCAAAGGCUCUAUGUGUUGGUGAAGGCUCAGUAUCAGCUGUUAUGGCGUUGAGAGACUUGGGAUUCUCUACUGUUAAUGGGGUUUAUAGGCACCCCUUCUUCUCUAUCAAGCAUAAGAAGUUUGUUUAUGAACUUGAUUAUGAGGACAAUUCUUAUGAUUUGGUGUUAUCCAGGGAUUCAGAUAGGAUAUCUGUCCCUGCUCUUCUUGUGCUUGAGAUUGAACGUGUCCUUAGGCCUGGUGGAAUUGGGGCUAUACUUAUUGGUCUUAGUGGUUCAAACCCUGCUAGCUUGAUUAGGUCAGCUACCCCAGUUUCUUCUCUUUUGAAAGCUUCAGUUGUUAUUUAUGUUGAUCAUUUCAAUGAAUUCACAUUAGUUGUAUUCGAGAAAAAACUCGAAAACAUUUCUUACUUCGAGCAAUAUCAUCUCCCUGCUGAAUGCCCAUCUAUGACAAAGAACAAAGCUGUAUUGAAUCACAUAGAGCCUCUCAUGGGGAAGAAGCCAAUGGAGUUUGAGAAAAGAAUUGCUUAUUUGCCUAAGUUUGUUAAUGUAUCUACGAAGCAGUGUUUGAUCUAUAUCGAUAUCGGAGCCAGUGAGUACAUGAACUCCAAUGUUACAAGCUGGUUCUUUCCAUCUUAUCCUCUGGAUCACCAAGCCUUCGAUUUUUAUUUCGUCGAUCACAAUUCUUCGGUGAUGAAAUCCUAUGUCAAGAGGCCUGGUAUCAACUUUUAUUUAUUACCCGGGCCUUGCUGAAAAUCGAAUCACAUCGAGUUCAAUGAAUAAGGCUUCCAUAGAUUCUGAUAGGAUAGAUGAUUCAGAUCCAUUUGUUGAAGAUGAAGAGUUUGACUUCCAUCUCUGGUUCAAAGAUACUGUCCAAUAUGCAGAUUUUGUGGUUCUGAAGAUGAAUGCAGGUGCAGUGGAGUUGCAACUUAUAUCAGAUUUGUUCAAAAGUGGAAUCAUAUGCUUCAUUGAUGAGCUUUUUCUUCACUGCUCAGACUCGAUCGACAGCGGGGGAGCAGUGAAGGGAGGCUGUAUGGGUCUCUUCAAGUCCCUUAGAAGAGCUGGUGUUUAUGUGCAUCAAUGGUGGGGAGAUUAGACGGCCCAUUUUAAAUGUCGGACACUUGUUUAAGUCAUUAGUCAUAUAUGUACUGGUCUUGCUUCGCAGGCACCAUCGUUGUGGCGUCUAGUUGUUAUCAUUGUCGGGGUUAGUUUCUGCAUCUGGUAUGUGCAGAACAACUUAUGUUGCAGUUGUGGUUGAGCACUAUACUAAAGAAACAACCACUAUUAUCUCUAGUUUGCUAAUGUAAGUUCACGUAUCGUUAUGUUCUGAUCGUUC